AUGCCGAAGAAUGAGGACCAGGAGCAAGUCCAAUCCAAAGAACGCCUCCAGGAUGUCAUUGAGGGGAUGGGAAUGGGCCCAGCUCAGAUUGCCUGGGGAAUCUUGGGUGGUGGAAUUUGGCUCGCUGAUGGAGCAGAGCUUCUCUUAGUGAGUUCCGUUACGAGGUCGCUUCAAAAGGAAUGGCACCUAACAGCCGUCAUGAAGGGCCUCAUUGUAUCAGCAGUCUACCUGGGAAUUCUCAUUGGAAACGCCGCUAGCGGUGGUUGCAGCCACCGUUUCGGCCGCCGGGAGAUGAUCGUCCUCUCGUACUGUGGCAUCUUCCUUUGUGGAUUUGUGAGUGCAGCUUGUCGGGCUGCAAUGGCCUUCAUGAUCAUGCGAUUCCUGGGCGGCAUCUUCAUUGGAAUAGGCCAACCAGCCUGGCUCUCUAUCAGCGCAGAGAUUACCCCUGCCUACUGGCGAAUUCCCAUGGCUGCUGUUUCUCAGUCCUUAUUCGUCGUUGGAGAGAUGUACAUAUCAUUUCUUUUGAUGAUGGAUGACUCAAACAUGCAGUUUUUGCAUUGGCGAGUGCUGCUCCGCCUGGGAGCUGUGCCUUCAUUGGUUCUCUUCACUCUCAGCAUGUCGUAUCUGAACGAGUCGCCCAUGUUCCUUGCCCUCAAAGGGCGGAACAAAGAAGCUCGCAGCGUGGUGGAGAGCAUGGGGAGGCUGAAUAAAUCGCCGCCCAGCACGCUGGACUUUGAAAAGCCCUGUGCAGAAGUGAGAGAGGGAACAUUGUUCUCACAAAUGUCGAGACAAAUGACUUUGGUCUUCAGUGAGGAGUUCAUCGUUUGUACCUUUGUGAUCAUGUCAGUGUGUUUCACGCUCAACAUGGUGUACUUUGGCAGCCUCUUCGCUUUCCCUCAGGUGCUGCCCAUGCUGAUGCAUGGACAGGCAGCCUCGGAGCUCUUGGUGGGCGCACUUUGGGAACUGCCUGGCCUGGCCACAGGCUUGCUUCUGGGCAUCACAGCAUCCAGGCGUAAUUCACUGAAAGUCUACCUUACAGCUUUGACAUGUUCCAUUGUGUGCUUCAUCGUGGGAGCCCAUGGCCACCCUGAGCAUGGAAAGCUCAUGAAGGUCUUCCUGUACAUUGGCUACUAUGGCAUCAAAUGCGUCCCAAACAUCGGAUUUAUCGUGGCUUACCAGAUGUCUGCAGAGCUCUAUCCGACGGAGGCAAGGAGCAUGGGAGCUGGGUUGGCCUUGGCAGCUGGUCGGUUGGCGGCCAUGAUUUCUCCAUUGAUCUACGAAGCUGUUGUGAUCUGGACGGGGACCUAUUUGGUCUUCUUUCUCUUGAUGGCCACGAUGUCAGUGAGCAAUUUGUACAUGGUGGACCUUUUGCCAGAGAUCAACGGCCUGCAAUCCGAUAGUGAGGUGAUGCCGAUUAACAAGGGCAAUCCCGAGAGGAUUCAGGUGGUUUGA
Messenger RNA from Durusdinium trenchii, 1452 nucleotides. The record is from the annotation of a GenBank genome assembly. Lineage: Eukaryota; Dinophyceae; Suessiales; Symbiodiniaceae.